Molecule: messenger RNA, 4216 nt
Organism: Corvus hawaiiensis (hawaiian crow)
Lineage: Eukaryota; Metazoa; Chordata; Aves; Passeriformes; Corvidae
Gene: TBC1D20
Product: TBC1 domain family member 20
Exons: 8
Coding region: 935-2152 (405 amino acids)
Biological process (GO): endoplasmic reticulum to Golgi vesicle-mediated transport; positive regulation of GTPase activity
Cellular component (GO): endoplasmic reticulum membrane
Molecular function (GO): GTPase activator activity
Source: RefSeq, a predicted model, not a curated record
CAGCUAUUGUCCUUUUUAUGUUUGAAAAGUGUAAUUAUUGGGGUCUUUAUCAUUAAGUCGGAGAGGAGGAGCCCGCAAGAUGUGCUCCUUCCUUCCCACUAUUCCUUAAGUUCUUUGUGUGUGAACAGGAGUUUUUUCUCCCGUAGGCUUUGUCUCCUCCUUCCCCAGGCAUCGGUAUGUGACAGCCCAGUGUGUGCGUGUGGCAGGGGAUCAGGAACAGCUGGGGGUAGGGAACUGGCUGGGAAUAGGGAACCGGCUGAGCAGAGCUGGCUUCUGUUGUGCAAAUAACUCGGCUUACACAAGGGGCGGGAAAGGAAAUAAAAGAAACUGUAGUCACUGUAUGAGCGAUAGGAGAUUUAAUGUUACCAGGAACUUGGAAUUCGGAGGGAGGCGGAGCUCUGUCGUAGGCUGUUACAGCUUGUUUUGAUCCAAGAAGUGUUUAAAAAGGGUCUUUGAGAAGGGAGAGCAUCCACUGCUCGACCUAUUUAUCGUCCGAGUGUGUGAGCAGCCUGCCGACCUGCCAGCUCCCUUCAGACCUCGCUGAGAGCUGCACUUCCAGCCGGGAGCUCGCAGGCAGAGGGCCGGGGCAGUGGUUGAGGUGCCACGUGGGCAGAGGAAUGAGCUCCCCUAUCGCUGCCGGGAGGGUGCGGCCUUGGGAAACAGCUGUUUCUCCAUCGAGAUCCUUUUAAUUCCUCCCACCCCAAAUCCUAUAGACACGGCCCUUAUAGAACGACUCCUGUUUGGAUCCCAAGAGUCGUUGCAUCUAUGGGAAAAGCCUUUAGGGAGAAGCAGCGUUUGUGUCGUCAUCCUGCACUCCAGUCCUGCGGCUGCUCAGCAAAGCCUCCUUACUGGGAACUCCUCCAGUGUGGGAUAUCGAGUGGCUCUCGGCCACUUCUCUCCUUCCUCACAUGAGGCAGCGGUGACAAAUUCCACCAUGUGGUGUGAAGUAGUGUCCCUUCUCCGCUCUCUGGGAAGUGCUCUGGUGUCCUACUUUGAUGCUAAGAAGAAAAGAAAAGUGGCAGAGAUUUACCAGGCUCUGAACAGUGAGCCCAUCGACGUGGCGGUGCUGAGGCGGAUGGCAAUCAGCGAGGGCGGGCUCCUGACGGAUGAGAUCCGGUGCAAAGUGUGGCCAAAGCUGCUCAGUGUUAAUACAGACGACCUGCCCCCUCUUCCAGCAGGGAAGGAGCUACGAGAGGACAGUAAGGAUUACCAGCAAGUGUUACUGGAUGUGCGGCGAUCCUUGCGCCGCUUCCCACCAGGGAUGCCGGAUGACCAGAGGGAAGUAUUGCAGGAGGAGCUCAUCGACAUCAUCCUCCACGUCCUCAAGCGCAACCCCCAGCUGCACUACUACCAGGGAUACCAUGACAUCGUGGUCACCUUCCUCCUGGUGGUGGGGGACAGGCUGGCCACAGCACUGGUGGAGAAGCUCUCGACGCAUCAUCUCAGGGAUUUUAUGGACCCAACGAUGGAUAAUACCAAGCACAUUUUAAAUUACCUGAUGCCCAUCAUAGACCGGGUGAACCCUGAGGUGCAUGACUUCAUGCAGAGUGCGGAGGUGGGAACCAUCUUUGCUCUCAGCUGGCUGAUCACUUGGUUUGGCCACGUUUUGUCCGACUUCCGGCACGUUGUGCGAUUGUAUGACUUCUUCCUGGCUUGCCACCCACUGAUGCCCAUUUAUUUUGCGGCUGUGAUCGUGCUGCACCGGGAGCAGGAAGUUCUGGACUGCGAGUGUGACAUGGCCUCUGUCCACCACCUCCUGUCCCAGAUCCCACAGGACCUUCCUUAUGAGUCCCUGAUCAGCAAAGCUGGGGACCUUUUUGUCCAGUUCCCACCAUCCGAACUCACCAAGGAGGCAGCUCAGGCAGCUCAGGCGGAACGAACUGCGGCUUCCACUUUUAAGGACUUUGAGUUGGCAUCAGUGCAGCAGAGACCAGACACUGUGUUGAGGCAGCGCUUCAGGGAGCGGCUCCGAGGGGAGGAGCGGCUCCGAGGGGAGGAGCGGACAAAAUCCAUCUUGACAAAGCCCCGGACCAACCGCUUUGUCAAGCUGGCAGUGAUGGGGCUGACGGUGGCACUGGGAGCAGCUGCCCUGGCCGUUGUGAAGAGCGCACUGGAGUGGGCACCCAAGUUUGAACUGCAGAUUUUCCCCUGAAGCUGGAGGAAGGGCCUUCCCUGUCACUGCAUCCUUCCCGGGUGGGAAGGGCUGAUAUUUGAUGAAGGACGUGUCCAGAAACGACCUGUCUGAAGAUUAUUUUUUUUUUAUUGUUGCGUCCAGUGACGCUUUUGGCCUUUGUGACAGACUGAGGGAACCGGCCCAGCAGGACGGUUUCCCACACCGUGCUCACCUUGUUCCCCUCUCCCUGUGCAAGGGUGAGCAGACAGGCACUGCCGCUGUCCCCUGAGGAAACAGAGGUAUGGACAAGUUUGGCUGUUCAGGUGACUGUACAAAAGGAGAGCUGUGUGUGGGCUGUGCCCAAAUGAUCCUGCGUUCUCCAUUGGGGAAAACUAGUGGGAGUGAGAGCAGAUCCUUGCCUGGAGGAGAGAGUCCAACAGGGUUUGGUCUGGGUGCUUGCGUGUGUGGGCGUGGAGCGCUGUUGCACUCCUGAGGAACAGGGCAGCCCUUUGGCUCUUCAUGGCUCCAGUCUGCCCCACGAUCUGCCUUCAGCUUUGCCGGUGCUCCAGCUCUUCCCUGUCCUGUAGGCACCCUCUGAGUAGAGCCAAACCUUUCCCACAACCCCGCCAGCACAAUGCUGUGAGCUUCUCUUCAGUGUAUAACAUUCCCUGGCUCUUUUUCCUUCCUCAUCUUUGCAGCCUGAUCUGUUUGCAGGGGGCAGGAGCAGACCUUAGCUCCCCUCAGCUCUCAGGCACUGCCACUGCUGCACUGGCAGUGCUGUGACCAUAUCUGGGGUCAGUGAAGUGAGACACAAGUGCAGUCACCCUGCCGAAGGUGCGUGCUGUCAUGUGCCAGGUUAUGCUACCACAAGUCUUAGUGGCACUGUAAACACCCAUUGCAGACUUCUUUAAUAGCUCUGGAAGUGGACACUAACAUGCCCACAUGGAGAAAGGCUUUUUCCACCUUGUGAAACACUUUGCACAGGAUAGAAGUUGCACUAGGAAAUGUGUCAAAAAACCUUCCCCACAAGCUGAUCAGGCUUCAGCAUCGCCUCUGGAAACAACAUGAGGGGUUUCCCAGAAAGGCCACCCUGACCCCUGCAUAGCUUCCAUCUCCCCACCAGUCCCUUUGGCAGUCCCAGCGCUCCCUGCUCUCCAAGCUAAGCGGCAAAUCCUUCUAGACGACUCGGUGUCCCACUGAGACAAAGCCAAUAGACACUCUAUGCCUCUACCUCUCCCCCAAGCUGCUAAAUCUCCCUCAAGUGCCCUUACCUGUCCCUCACAGCUCCCUCCCGCUGCCUCAUCAUUGCUCUGUUGUGCCCAAAGCCAUCUGUGCCAUGCCCAGGGGCUGCACACCUGAAAAUGAGGUGUUAGUUGAAGGGAUUUGGGGAUAGAGAAGAAAACUCAUCCCCUGCAAAGCUCAGCACCCCCCACUUCCACCCCUCUUGGCCCACUACUGCCCUGGGUAUGUUCUGGUUUGCUCCGUGGGCCCUUGCUCAUGGAAGGGCUGUGCCUUUCUGGACAGAGGGCAGGUGGGCAGUUGUCAUUCCUGACUUGUGUUCCCAUGAAGUUCUGAGCAGGAGUUCCCUUUGCCUCUGCAGGUGAAAUGUGGAGUGUGUGAAACUGCCCUUGUCCAGGCAGGCACCAAGACCUGUUCCCUCCUCGAUGGUGCCAGUGCCCUUGGAGAGACCUGGGGCUGCUCAGGGGGCUCCUCCCCGUGUGGCUGAAGGCAGAGCCAAUUCCUGUUCCCUUGCAACUCCCAGAGCAGCAGAGCAGGACUGGGAGCUGGGUCACUUAGCACUUUAGAAACCACUGGUUGCAGGAGAGUGUGGUGACCUGGGGAUGCUGCUGGAGGGCCCAGGACUGCUCUGUACACCACCCUGAGGGAGGAUGGCUGAAGCCCCCCAGGAGGAGCCCCUGCAGCCCCUCCAUUCCCUGGCCAUGAUGCACUUUAAUUCUUGUGUUGUCCCUGGCAGGGGGAAGGGCCUAGGAGGAGACCAUGGCUGCGGGUGCUUCAGUUACUCUGUACAAAGACUUACACACCCCCUGUAAAUGCAGAUUUCUACAAACCCUAAAACUGUAAAAUAAACAGUUACUAAACACA